This is a messenger RNA of Paramecium pentaurelia, 1413 nucleotides long. NCBI's taxonomy places the organism in Eukaryota, Ciliophora, Oligohymenophorea, Peniculida, Parameciidae. The record is from the annotation of a GenBank genome assembly.
AUGAAUUAUUUAUCAUUUAUUGAUAUAUUCGGAGUAGAAUUUAGAUAAUAAAUCAAUUUACAUGUAAAAAGCUAAAAAUCUGUUAUAGGAGGAAUUACAUCUCUUUUUAUUUUGAUAGCUAGUUUUGGUUAUUUAGCAUACAUUAUAAAUUAGUGGAUAUAAUUUAAUUUACUUCCAAAAUUGACUAAUACAAUGAAAGCUGAUUCAACUUAAGAAUUAUUAUAUUUUGAAGACGAAUCACUGUUUGAAUUUUCUUAUUGGAAGUACUAGAAUGAAUAAGUUGAUCCCUUUAAUUAAUACAAUAAUAUAAUUACUCCAAUAGGUAUUUAUUUUGAUAGUGAUAAUGAAUCUGAAAAUAUUUCUUUUCUAAAUUAAGAUGAAAUAAUCUCAAAAUAUGGGACUAAAAAGUUUGGUUUAAAUUAGAUAAGAUUGUCCUAAUCUAGAGAAUUGAUGAUUGUAUUAGUGAAAUGUGAUCAUUCAUAUUUAUCUGGUAAUUAAAGUUGUGCAAGUGAUAAAGAAAUUGAUGAUUUCUUUACUUCUGCAGUAAAUUACUUUGAAUUUUAAUUGAAUUUUAAAUAGUUUAAUUCUUAAACUUAAUAAUUUGAAUUAUUCAAAAGGACAUACUACUUUUCUUUAGAUUAAGUAAUUGCGACAUAAAGUUAAAUAUCUUUAAAGUAAACUUAAGCUUAUAUUGAUAAUGGAAUUUUAUUAGAUUCCAUAUAAUAAGAAAUCUUUGUUUAAGAUGCUUAAAUUUUGACAACAUCUUCAUCUUUAAGUCUCUGGUAAAAUAUGUUAGGAGUUGACACAUAUUUUACUAUAACUCUCCGUCUGGAUCCUAUUUCAAAUGAAUUAUAUAUAGUUUAUCCUAAAAUAGGAGAAGUAUUGGCUUAAGUUGGUUCAAUUGUUAAUGUACUUUUGAUGUUGAAGUAUAUAAUAUUAUAUUAUAAUGAAAAAAUAUUAGACAGAAGCUUGAUUGAUUAGGUUUUAAGCUUUUAUUUUGCUGAUUAUAAAUAACUCAAGAACUCAAAAGUAGAUUAAGAUAAAAAGGCAUGUUCUAUUUUGGUUGAAUAAGCCUAAAAAAGACUAGUAUAUAUCAAUAUCAUUUAUGAACUUUCAAGAAUAUAAAUGUUUUUAUAACAUCAAUUUGGUCGUAAAAAGUUAUAAGAAAGUCAUUCAUUUGGAAUUCUAUUAAAACCAACAAAUAGAAAUUUUAAUUAAGAUUUUGAUUAAGAAUUGAUUGAAAUUUCAUAAGAGCAUUCAGAUGAAGAAAAUAAAACAUUUCUUAUAAAAGAUUUUCUCUUAUUAAGUUAACCUAAUUAAUUAUUAAAUUAAGUAGAAGAGGAAAAUGCUUAUUAGUAAAAUUCAAAAAUUUAACCACAACUGAAUUUUGAGUUAUAAUAAUAAUAAUUAUGA